Suillus fuscotomentosus is the source of this 1155-nucleotide messenger RNA. RefSeq lists its product as uncharacterized. The transcript has 3 exons. The coding region runs from base 1 to 1155 and encodes 384 amino acids. NCBI's taxonomy places the organism in Eukaryota, Fungi, Basidiomycota, Agaricomycetes, Boletales, Suillaceae. The record is from RefSeq and is a predicted model, not a curated record.
AUGAAAUACAACACCGAUCCACCAGCCAUCCCUGAUAUCAUUAGUCGCCUUGUGCUGGGUGUAGUCAUGCGCGAGGCCUCAAACCCAAACCAUGUCAACUAUCGUUACUGGCAACUCGUCCAAGAGAUGGCCAAGAUUGUGCAGUCCAUCGGUCCUCCCAGGGGAUCUUCAUCGCCUAUCGGGCGCCUGCCCACCGAAAUCCUCGCUCAAAUUUUCCUCUACUGCAUCCCAGAAGACGCAAACUGGACGCCCGCGCCAUAUCUAGCCCCCAUGCAGUUGACUGCAAUUGCUGUGAACAUGCCGAGUUUAUGGCGCAGGCUGCGAUUGGAAAUGGGGCAUGGCGACUGGCAGCAGAGAGCUUUCUGCUAUGACUCCUACCUCAAGCGAUCACGGGGACGUCAACUGUCAUUGACACUCGAGUGUAAUAACAAUAAAUGGACAGAGCUACGAAGCCUGCUCCAGCCAUACCUCGAUCAAAUAUCCUCACUGCAUGUUGGAUUAUCCUCUGGUACCAGCUUCUUUCCACCGGUGGCGGCGGACUUCGGCGGACUUGAGGAGCUGGUUAUAUACACGGAUGGUUCAAAUCCAGUACCAGCUGUCACGCACUCUAUCAUGCACUCUAUCACGGAUUUGCCGCCCAACAUGCGCAAUCUCAGGUUAUUGGGCAUGUGGUCUAACUUUCAGGUGUUAUCUAGCCUCAAUUCUCCCUCAUGGGCCGGUCUCACAAAUCUUGAAAUCAUGGUAGCGGGACUAGUUUCCUUACCCUGCUUGCUCCGUCGUUGUCCCAAUCUUUUGUCGUUGACGAUGAUUGGAUCAUUCAUGCCGGCGACCGAGACCUUGGGAAAAUUGGCGCACACCAAACUUCAAUCCUUGCGCAUUUCCGGCGAUCUACGUACGAACAAGGUCUUGUUCGGACUUCUUGGGCUAUUCGAUUAUCUCAUGCUCCCGAAUCUACGCAUCGUCGAAGUUCGCAAUAUAGCACGGUGGGCUCAUGGAGAAUUCAAGGCGUUGAUAACACGGUCACAGUGUCCCCUAGAAAGCUUGAUUUUCGGCGGUGGAGUGAGGACGACGCCUCAACAACUAGCAGAAUAUGUCACUCUUUUCCCAUCCCUCAAAUUAGUGAUAGAUCCUACGCGUUCCUCGCUUUUUCAAUAG